UCGUGAGCGUGCGUGUGUGCGUGCGUGCGUGCGUCAGGAGCGGAAUACGGCAAAAGAGGGGCCGUCUGUUGCCGGUGCCCUUCUUGCUCCCUCUUUCUUAACAUGGCAGCGGCGGCGGUUGGGCGCGUGCUUAUGGUGGGCCCCGGCCGCUGGAGCCCGGCCGUGAGAUUGGGACAGCCGCUCGUGAGGGCGAAGAUUCUCCGACAGAUCUGCACUACUAUAGCAGUGCACAAGAAAAACAUUGCUCCUUCAAGACCUGAAAAGUACACAGAAGUUUAUAUCAAAAAACAGAUUGAAGAGUUCAACAUAGGAAAGAGACAUUUAGCCAACAUGAUGGGAGAAGAUCCAGAAACUUUUACCCAAGAGGAUAUUGAUAAAGCUAUUGCCUAUCUCUUUCCUUCUGGUCUAUUUGAGAAAAGGGCCAGGCCUUUAAUGAAGCAUCCUUCUGACAUCUUUCCAAAGCAAAGCACAAUACAGUGGAGUGAAGAUGGUCGUCCUUUUCACUUUCUUUUUUACACUGGCAAGCCGUCAUAUUAUUCUUUAAUGCAUGAAACAUAUGGUAAGCUAUUGCACAUUCUGGAAUACCAAGAUCAAAUACUUGCUCAAGGAUUAGUUCCUGAGAAUAAAAUCAAAUCCAACCUGAUUGGCAGCAGAUGGCUGAUUAAAGAGGAAUUGGAAGAAAUGUUAGUGGAAAAACUGUCAGAUCAAGAUUAUUCACGGUGUAUUCAGCUGCUAGAAAGAUUAGUAGCAUUACCAUGCUGUGGCAUCGAAGAAGAGUUUGUGUUGAAAUUUCGCAAAGAAUUGAUCAUACAAUCCAGAAAACAGGUGAUUGAACCCCUGAAGUAUGAUGAACGAGGAGUGGCCUUUAGCACUGCAGAAGGUGAAAGAAAGACAGCAAGAGCAACUGUAACUAUUUAUGACAAUGGGACUGGAAAAAUUACAGUAAAUGGAGAAGAUUAUAUACAGUACUUUCCAGUUUUGCAAGACAGAGAGCAGCUGAUGUUUCCAUUCCAGUUUCUCGAUCGACUGGAGAAACAUGACAUGCUCUGCUCUGUUUCUGAAGGAGGAAGAGCAGCGCAGGCUGGGGCAAUCCGUUUAGCUUCUGCAAGGGCACUGUGUAGCUUCAUCACUGAAAGAGAGAUGGAGUCUAUGAGGCAAGCUGGUCUCUUGACACGUGAUCCACGCGUGAGAGAACGAAAGAAACCAGGUCAAGAGGGAGCCCGCAGAAAAUUCACCUGGAAGAAGCGCUAAAAUCAAACACUGCUUUGCAGCUCUUUGAACAUUGUGUAUAUAUUUGUAACAAAACAAUCUUUCUUUUGCCUUCCAUCCAUGUUUUUCUUGACUUUAAUAAAUGUUAAAGCCUCAUCCCGUGGAGCAACCAAAAAGCACCAGGUGGGAGAUGAUGAACCACUGUGGGUUUUUGUUUUUGUUUUUUUACGAAAUGAUCAGUGAAAAUGUGUCCCAGUACUUUCAAGACUGAACAGAGAGGGGCUGAACAUGGAAGGACUUUAGAAACACGGCAACUCUGGAGAUGUGCGAGGGCAAAUGGGAAGGCAGUGUGAGGUAUAAGAAACUUUGCAGAAGCUGUAAAUUUAUUGAGUAUUCCGUAUGAAGGAGAUGACUGUGAGCACCUCCUUGGGAAUAGUAAUCUUUUUCUAAAUAGAAAUAGGUUACGCCACCUCUUUCUAAGUAAUGAACUAGCAGGCCUCAUACCUCUAACUUGGACCCCCACACACCACCUUAAGCAUAAAGGUAUGGCUUAUUGCUAUAUUUGUACCAUUUCAGUGAAAAUUGAGAACUAUGGUAAUUUCCUUGUAUUUUAAGUAAUUAAAAAAAGCUUUCUUAAACCUA
Messenger RNA from Varanus komodoensis (Komodo dragon), 1851 nucleotides. RefSeq names its product mitochondrial ribosomal protein S9 (gene MRPS9). The record is from RefSeq and is a predicted model, not a curated record. The transcript has 11 exons. Gene Ontology annotation, cellular component: ribosome; mitochondrial small ribosomal subunit. Gene Ontology annotation, molecular function: RNA binding; structural constituent of ribosome. The coding region runs from base 103 to 1251 and encodes 382 amino acids. NCBI's taxonomy places the organism in Eukaryota, Metazoa, Chordata, Lepidosauria, Squamata, Varanidae. Gene Ontology annotation, biological process: translation.